AAGAAGCGAAGGUCAAACUUCUACUGAAACUUCCGUCGAUGCUUGAGGGGACGAGCGGAGUACUCAAGCAAGGAUGGCGACUGUUGCGGAUGGCCGCGAUGGAUUCAAAAGAAGAACUUCCCCCCAUAACUGAAUUUGCUCUUCCUCCAUCUUUUCAGUCUUGUUGGAAAGGCCCCUAACCCAAUCAUCGCUUGGUACUGUACUUUAUCGUCGCGAACCCGCGAGCCAAUGCCUACAAUUACCGUAACGAACGUACGCGUUUUCGACGGCGAGAACGUCGUUGAUGGCCUAUCCGAGGUCAGCUUCGAUACGUCAACCGGCCUCAUUAUCCCCAAGGCCGACGAUGGAACUAUCGUCGAUGGCACCGGUUGUACUCUCCUUCCAGGUCUCUGGGACACUCACGUUCAUCUAUCCACGCCCACACAUGAAGAGACCCUAAAGUCAAUCCCUCUGCUCAAGGACAUGGUAGCCUGUGGCAUCACCAUGGCGGUUGACUGUGGCCGAAUGAGCACCGAGCAUUACGAGCUCUUCCGGAACGAGGCCAUCGCGCCCGAUAUCUUCUAUACCGGAAAUUUUGCCACCAGCACCGGGAGUACGCACUCGAAGAUGCAAAUGGCAGAUGCCGGGAGCCUUGUGGACACGGUGGAGGCCGCGGCCGAAUUUGUCGAAGAGCGUGUCAAAGAAGGAGCGCACUAUAUCAAGAUCGUCGCCGAUGUCCCUGGGCCGAGCCAGGAGAUUGUCAACCAGCUUUCAAAGGCAGCCAAAGAACAUGGGAGAAUGACGAUUGUGCAUGCUGCCUGCCAUGACGCCUUUCUUAUGGCGCUCAACACCGAACCGACAGUCUCGAUCAUUACGCACGUCCCCAUGGACGGCCCGGUUACGCUAGACGAAGCAAAGCUGAUGAAAGCCAAAGGAAUCAUAGCAGUCCCCACGCUCGUCAUGUGCGAAACAAUAUGUGCUUCAGGAUGGAUCCCGGCCAUCUCUUUUCCGCCUGCGCUUGAGUCGGUCAAGGCGUUGCACGCCGCCGGAGUCCCGAUUCUCGUGGGGACAGACUCAAAUCGGAGCACUAUUGCUUGUGUACAACAUGGGCAAGCGCUCUGGAAGGAGAUGGAGCUGCUGGCACAGGCGGGGUUAAAUCCCAUUGAGAUUCUGAAUGGCGCUACACAGCUUUCGGCUGACAUGUUGAAGGUCCUUGAGUGCGGUGUCAUCGGUGAUGGAAAGAGAGCGGAUCUACUACUCGUUCAAGGCGAUCCGACGACCGAUAUUCAAGCUCUGAGGAAGGUGGUCAAGGUGUGGAAGGCCGGCAAAGAAAUCUAUCAAAGAGCCGACGGUGCUUAGAAGAGAUUAGGCUUCUUGCGGCAGACUACUAUGCGAUGACGGAGUUGAGGUGCCCAGUCUUCUUACUGCUGCAACAGAAUCUGUGUUCCAGUCCCGCGCCCUGUUUUCAAGCCAGAUUGCCCUUUUCC
Trematosphaeria pertusa is the source of this 1466-nucleotide messenger RNA. Its product is annotated as putative amidohydrolase. The transcript has a single exon. The record is from RefSeq and is a predicted model, not a curated record. Bases 229 to 1338 code for a protein of 369 amino acids. Lineage: Eukaryota; Fungi; Ascomycota; Dothideomycetes; Pleosporales; Trematosphaeriaceae. Gene Ontology annotation, molecular function: hydrolase activity, acting on carbon-nitrogen (but not peptide) bonds.